CUCGUGGUAGGUACCUACCAAGUUAUUAUGUAAAAACCUUCAAAACUGUUUUAACUAGGUGUAUCGUGGUUUUAACUGUGUAGUAGGAAACAAACAACUGAUGAGUAAACAAACAAAAAUUAAUUAGCCUACCGAAAAUAUAUUUCAAAAAGUACGAGGUCGCGGGAGAGUUGUUAAAACGGUGCUCCAUGGAUUAAUAAAUCCAUCAAAACAUGAUAUAAUAGCGGUUAUAGAAUGCUUACAAUUACUUGAUUCUAAUUAAAUCAACAUAUUUCAUCAGUAAGUUUGAGGAGUGAUUAAAUUGAUUUUUAAAUGUGUCUUCAUAAAACAUAGUAGUUUCAAAUCAGUGUUUUGUUCCGAAUUGUCCCAAAAAUGACUGUUACCUAUACAAGUCAGGUGACUACAAGUACCGGUAUUGGAUGCUUCUUGAAACUUUUAAGAAGAUGGAGAGGCAGCAUUUACAAAAUAGUGUGGGCAGAUCUUCUCCUCUUUCUUGGAAUAUACUAUGUACUGAAUCUAAGUUAUUUAUAUGCAAUGGAUGAACAUGCUAAAGGGCAUUUUGUAAAAGUUGUAAAUUAUUGUGCAAAGAAUGGAAACCUGAUACCACUAAGUUUCGUUCUGGGUUUCUUUGUGAAUAUCGUUUAUAGUAGAUGGUGGAGUCAGUUUCUGGCUAUUCCAGGUCCUGAUAACUUGGCCUUGUUGAUUGGAGCACACAUAAAAGGACAGGAUGAACGAGCGAGAAUUGUUAGAAGGACGAUAGUGCGUUACGUAUGUGUCGCCUUCACUAUAACAUUAACGAUGAUGUCACCGAAGGUGAAAAAGCGAUUCCCAACGUUAAAUCAUUUUCUCGAUGCCGGGCUUAUUACGAAAGACGAAAAGCAAAUUAUGGAAGAUUUGGAUAAGGAAUAUCCCAUUUAUUCCAAAAACUGGUUACCUUUGGCUUGGGCAGCAAAUGUUACUACAAGAGCCAGGCAUGAAGGUAUAAUAAGAGAUGAUUCAUCAGUGAGGGCCAUCCUGGACCAAAUCAAUAUUUUCAGAACGAGAUGCGGAGAACUGUUGGCUUAUGAUCGAAUAAGUGUACCACUGGUUUACACCCAAGUUGUUACGAUAGCAGUAUACAGUUACUUUUUAAUUACGGUAAUUGGUAAUCAAUUUAUAGAAGUAGAGGAAAAGUAUGUUGACAGACUUAUAUUCAGUUUUCCUUUCAUGCCUGUUUUGGAAUUUUUCUUCUAUAUGGGAUGGCUGAAAGUAGCUGAAACAUUAAUAAACCCUUUUGGAGAAGACGAUGAUGAUUUUGAAGUGGUUUGGAUGAUCGAUCGGAAUAUACAGGUUUGUUAUUUACUCGUAGACAAAAUCCACCAAGAUCACCCCAAAUUAAUGAAAGACUACUACUGGCAACAAACAGCUCCAGAUACUUUACCAUUCACGGUAGCUUCUCAACAGUACAUGAAAGAAGUUCCAAUUCAGUCAGCUGAAAACCUUCAAGUUAAAAAGACUGAUCAGGAUAUUAUUAUUCCAGAGGCACAUGGAACUCACCAACAUGAAUCCCUAUGGUCUAAGUUAGGUCAAAGAAUUUUCAAAAAAUCAAGACAUGGUGAUCGUGGUUAUAGUUUAAGAAGAAUCGCCAUUGACGAUAAUGCCGACUUUUUCGACGAGAUAAAUACUUAUGAAGAAGAAGGUCCAAACAAAAUUCAAUUUCCAAAGUUUCCAGCAACAAGACGCAACGACAACGCAGAGGAAUUCGAGUGUCUAAGAAAAGAAAGACUAGAACAACAACGACAAAAGCUUCUAAAAUAUAUUGAAUUGCUGAAAAACAAUAAAGACAAAACCGAUAGUGACGCAAAAAUUGUUAAAGAAAUAAUUAAAUAAUAAAACACAUUUUUAAUAAUGAUAUGCUUUAUUUACUACUUCUCAACCUAAUACAGUUACACAAAAAUCUACAAGGCCUCUCAUUCCAUGUUAGAAUCUUUAACUUUGUAACUUAUCAAUCUAUUAUAUAGGUUACUGGAAAUGAAAUUGAAAUUAUUCGUUAUGUUGGUAUGUAUUAUCUAUUCACAAUCCGAUGUCCAAAGGUAAAGAUAAAAUUUAUUUUCUCGAUGCUAUUUGAUAGAGAAAGGUGAUAAAUUCACCUUUACCUCUGGACUACGGAUUGUGAAUAGGAUAUAUUUAUAAAAUUCUUAUGGCUAUUGAUUAUAAUAUUUUUUUAGGAAUCAAACAAUAUUUGGAUAAAUAUUAAAACCAAAGAUUAUGAUACAUUCAAUAAUUUGAUGUUAUGAAGCAAAAAUAGUAUACGGAGUGACCCAGAUAGAAAACAAACGUCAAAACUUUGAAAGAUAUGAAGGUGGUUUUAAGUUAAACUCAAUUUUGAAUCUUCCAAAAACCGAAAAGUUUUGAAGUUUCUCGUUAAACUAGAAGUACAGGUAUCUGGACCACUAUACAGGCAUAAUUAUUAGGCAACUAAAAUAUAACCAAUACAAUAUUACCUUCAUGAAUUCAGUAUAUACGUUUCAAGCUAUAUAAAUUGUGUUUUUAGUUUUAUAUUUACUAAAACUACGCUACCGCUCACUGAUUUAUUCCCAGAUUUUUCAAAACUAUCGAAAACAAUGUUUAAUAAGUCCAAUUAUAUAAAAGGGGUAUAAUGAAUGACUGAUUGCUGUUUAAUAUAAACAGAAUUCAUUUUAUAAAUAAAAACUUAGAUUUUCGUUUAGAUAUUCUAGUUUGGCAACGUUGCAAACUCCACUUGUUAGGCCUUCUAGUCAUAUUCUAAGUUUUUAAGAGGUUUUUUAAAAACCUGAUCUUUAGAUCAGAAUUACUUGUCUAGGCAAAGUAAAUAGUUACUAUACAGGUAUGGUAGAGCACAUUCUGCUAUUAGAGACUAAUGGGUGUCUUAUGUUGAUACACUUAUUUCCCAUAAUGUUAUUAUGAUAGGCAUUAGAACCUCCAUUAUUUUAGCCCCACUUCUUAAAAAUUCAAGUUUUUUAAAUUUCGAUCUUUUGUAAGUGAUUUCUUUGAUGGGUGCCGCUUCAGGUGAAACAUACUUAUAGGUCAUUGAAUUAUCAUAAAAUGGCAAAUUGACUUUACAAGAGAUUUUAAAUAAGGUUGUUCGGCAAUAUUUUUAAUUAAGUGGAUUUUUGUCUGAAUAUCAUUGCAUUGAAAGGAAAAAAUCAAAACUAUCAAGUAGUUUGACCCUUUCUCUUGAAAUAUUUGCCAUUUGGUUGGACUCUUUGUGAAAGCUUGAAGAGUUAGAUGUUUCAAAACUGAUACCUAAGCAAAAAGGGGAAACUUUUUUUAAGGUCACCUUUUCUGUUUAUUCUCUAAUCAAUGGUUAUUAUUUCAGCAUACAAUUUGAUUUUCAUUUUGUUUUUCCUAAACAACAAAUUAUCAAUCACUUCAUAUUCUAUACGAUCAAUUUACUAGCACUCGCCUCAAAAGAUUAUUAGUAUUGAAAAUUUUUGUUGAAAAUCAAAGGGUAGGUAUAUCUUUAUUUUCUUUUAAAAGUACUCCCAUGCCGAAUUCUACAUCGUUUUUCAAAAGAUAAAAGGUAGGUAGGUACUAUUAUUCUAUAGUAAGCAACAAUUAAGUAGCGGAACGUCCCAUUGAGAUGGUUCCAUUGAGCCUCUAUUAGGAAGACAAAGAUGUUAAAACUAAGUUGCUUUUUCAUAAGCUCACACCAAGAUACAAAAAGUAUAUAGGGUUAUUCAAAAUCAUUCACCCAAUCUCAUAACGCUUCAUUGCAAGCAGUAUCUUUCAAACAUAAUAUAUUAUGUGGCAGGUAGAGAAUGUAAGUGUCGUGAUGACAACCCCCGCUUAAUAUGUUCUAUUGGCGCACACGCGCAGAACAUUGAUUGGCCCAUCACGACGGCCCAGCUGACGAGCCUGUCUGCGACAGCCGAACUAAGAAAUUACCGUUUAUUUUAUGUAUCCCCAAAAGUAUCGUUGUAAACCAAUAAAUAUCGUACCAAAGGACUAAAAGAAGCUGAAGUUUUAUUUAAGGGCUUCAGGACAUUACAGUGGCGAUCAGUGCCUCAGAUGGCUUUGCGAUAGGCACUGUAUAGUAUAUAGCGCGACUGAACAGCAGUAAGGUUCUGGAUAAAUGGAUAAUUAGUACAGUGCAGCAUGCAUUAAGUCGAAGUUAUGGUUUUGAUCCUCCUGAUGCUUAGAGCAUCGGAAGGUGGUAACAGCAAUUUCAUCUGGGGACAACCACGAACAUGUGAAGCCUGAGCAUUCCAACCAACCCUAGCAGUACGAAAUUUAAUGACUGUUUGGCAUGGAUUGGAACAAAGCUACGGUUAUGAAGAUGGAGUACCACCACUAUUGCUAUUUGUAUAUUUCCGGUUUCCUCAAUGAGGUACUCUUCUGUAAGAUUAGUCGCAGAGGACUCAAUAGUUGUCUCCCUAGGUCACCAGAGCUUACACCGUGCCACUUUUUUUUUGGAUGGUAUUAUUAUGAAUACUAAAAACAGUGAAAACCCAUCAGCUGUGCUAAGAACACGCAUUGUUGAAUCUGCGAAUUCAGUGAUAAGUCAUAAGCUGGAACUAUAAUGGGCUGAUCUCGACAUCUAUGGGAAGUCCUAUAAAGUGUGGGACACGUCACAUUAAUACUAACUAAUUCAUAUUUUCGAACUUCCAAAUGAAGUUAUUUGAGAAAAAGAUGAAUGAUUUUGAAUAACUUGCUUCUUUAAAGAAUUUGCAGUGUUUCAAUUCAGAUUGUGUAAAUUACACCUCUAUUUGGCCAAUUGAAUAGCAAACGUUUUAAGAGUUAAAUGAAUACUUUAACUGGUUAAUAAAUCACACAAGUCUUAGGUAAAGGGUACACUUCUACAAAUAAUUAGUUUUUAUUUGUUUCUAAAUUCACUCAAUUGCUGUGAGAUAUGUCAAUUGAAAUAUUUUCUUCUCUACGGUAACAUUCAGUCUUUACCACUAAUUUUUGUUGUAGUUCAAAGGGACAAAAUCUCGCUAAUUUUACUUUUUUUUUUUGGUCGAUGACGUUCUCAUCUAAAAAGAAAAGUGUGCGCACAUUUGUUUUUAUUUGUAACAAAUGCGCCCAAUCUUUGUCUUUGUCUUACUAGUGAUCUACCUACAAAACAUAUAAAAAUAUAUUUAACGAGACAUACAAGAUUAAAUACAUGUUAUAACAAGAUGUUGAUUUUCUAAAUUACAAAAUAUGUAUUUCAAUUAUUCUAUUUCCAGGGUACCGCUAAAGACACUUACUGAUUACACAAUUUUAAGGAAGUUUCUAAAUUCUAUAUUCCUACAAGAUAUUUAAAAUAUAUUUUAUUAAUAUUUUUUGUCAACGUUUUUUAUAGUAUAGUUUCCUCAUUACUUAUUUGUUAAUAACUUCACAUAUUUAUUUUCUAGCAUUCACUUUGAUUUGCCAAAACUACAAAUUAGAAUUUAAUAAUCUCAACUAUAGCCCAAUUAAUUAAGUCAUUGUUAUAAAAAUUUUGGAAGUUUAUACUAAGUCAGUUCUAAGUUAGGUACAAAAGACUUAUGUGAAAAAGUCGACUUAUCUAGCAAUUUAUAAAAAAAAAAAAAUUAGACAAUAAAAUAUAGAGUGCCAAUUAUUGUAUUUGAAGCAUUGUAUAUUUGUACCAACAUCAGCUAAAUUCGGAAAUCAUAAGUGAAAUUCUUCUCUGUUCAAAUUUUCUGGGAGUCUUAUAUAUUGUUUGGCACAACUCUUGCUCUGAGCAUUGCAACGGUUUGGCAUGGUUCGGUGGGUGAUUCAGAAUCUGAACUGGUCAUGAAGUGCGUUUUCUGUACCGGCACUUGGUUGUCGGUGAAGUGGUUGUCCACUGCGUACAUAUUGUCUUUCAGGUAUGCAUUUGACGAAGCGAAGUGGGUUGUCGGACCU
Messenger RNA from Ceutorhynchus assimilis (cabbage seed weevil), 5850 nucleotides. The record is from the annotation of a GenBank genome assembly. Lineage: Eukaryota; Metazoa; Arthropoda; Insecta; Coleoptera; Curculionidae.